UCCUUAUCAUACAGACUAUCGACGAACUCUCCGUGCUACAUAGAUAAACUCAAUUAUACGGUUUCAUAAGUUUGACCAAACAGCAAUUUAAAAUUCCUUUCACGGCAGGUGAUCAUGUAAAGUCCGAAGGGUCUCCGUCCAGAAUGACGAAGACGGUUUGCGUGGUCGGGGCUGGAGUUUCCGGUUUAGCAGCGACGAAGCACUGCUUGGAAGAAGGUCUGGAACCAAUCUGCUUCGAAAAAGACGACGAUGUUGGAGGACUCUGGAACUACCACGAUGUACCCAAGGAUGGUUACCCAAGCCUGUACAACUCGUGUAGCAUCAACACCAGUAAGGAGAUGACGUGCUACAGUGACUUUCCAAUCCCUAAAGAGUUUCCCAACUUCAUGGCGCACAAACAUUUUAAAAGUUAUCUGAAACUUUACGCCGAGAACUUUGGGUUGCUGAAAUACAUAAAGUUCAAACAUGAAGUGGUGCUCAUUGAGAAAGCAGACGACUUUGAGGACAGUGGCGAUUGGGUGGUUACGACCAAAAACUUGACCUCGGGGAAAGUGGAAAAGAGAAAGGUGAACUGUGUUAUGGUUUGCAAUGGACAUCUCCAUGAACCGAACAUUCCCAAUUUCAAAGGACUCGACAAAUUCAAGGGGAGAGUCUUACACACUCACGAUUACAAGGACUUCCAUGGGUACGAGGGGAAAAGAGUUUUGAUUAUUGGUGUAGGAAACUCCGCCUCAGAUGUUGCAUGUGAACUGAGCAGACAUGCUGAGCACGUCUACAUCAGCACACGAACUGGUACCUGGGUGAUACAGCGAGCCGCGGACCAGGGCCGUCCAUUCGACCACGUCGCAAUCACUCGUUUCCGGCAGGGGAUUCCUUGGCCGUACCUUCGUCCGUUCAUGUACCACGGCGUCAACAACCGGUACAGUCAUUCGAAGUACAGCCUCUCACCCAAUACAAGAUUCAACGGAGGGGCAGUUACCAUCAGUGAUGACUUGCCAAACCGGAUCCUUUUAGGCAGAAUCAAUAUGAUAACAGACGUGGAGAGAUUCACAGAAAAUGGCGCUGUAUUUGUUGAUGGCACGAAACUUGACAACAUCGACGUGGUGAUUUUGGGUACCGGGUUCAAAUACAGUUUCCCUUUCAUCCAAAAAGGUGCAAUAAAAGUGGAAAACGCAUUUCCUUUCCUUUAUGAUCUGGUAUGGCCCGCUGAUAUGGAGCCGGCUACCCUUGCCAUAAUUGGCCUUGUACAACCUUUUGGUGGCCUCCCUCCAAUUCUUGAGAUGCAGUCUAGAUGGGCAGCUCGUGUGUUCUCUGGAAACUGCAAGCUGCCAAGUGCUUCACAAAGAUUACAAGUGGUGGAAAAGACUAAUGCAAAUCUAAAAUCAAAAGGUCUCAAUUCUCCAAAAUACACUCUGGUCGUAUUCUUCAUCCAGUAUAUCGACAAAAUGGCCAAGUACAUUGGCUGCAAGCCCAAUUUGUGGAAAUUCUUUUUCACAGAUAAUGCCCUCUGGAGAAAGCUGUUCUUUGGACCCUGCACUCCGCCGCAGUGGCGCCUUGAAGGGCCUGGAAAAUGGCAAGGAGCCAAAUACGCAAUCGAACACGUGGAAGAAAAAACGUGGUAUCCACUAAAAACACGCGAGGCGGGAAAACACGAAAAAGAAGGCAUAUAUGACGGAUAUAUUUCUCUUCUCAAAAGAUUUCUACUACUUGUUGUAGUCUUCAUUCUUGUAAAAUAUUUGUUCACAAAUGGGUGUACCACUUUUCCCGUAAAGUCUUAAAGGCAAUGAGUUAAUCAUUAUCUUAUUUUCAUUUGUUGUUGUAUUGAGACAUUGACCUCACUAGCUGUAUUCACCAAUAAAUACAAUGUAUUGAUAAGAAA
Molecule: messenger RNA, 1879 nt
Organism: Magallana angulata
Lineage: Eukaryota; Metazoa; Mollusca; Bivalvia; Ostreida; Ostreidae
Product: dimethylaniline monooxygenase [N-oxide-forming] 2-like
Exons: 3
Coding region: 144-1778 (544 amino acids)
Molecular function (GO): N,N-dimethylaniline monooxygenase activity; NADP binding; flavin adenine dinucleotide binding
Source: RefSeq, a predicted model, not a curated record